GCCUCCGCCGCCGCUGCCAGGGACGUGCUGGGAAAGCCGAAGCCCCGGGAGAAGAUGCCGGCCAUCCUGGUCGCCUCCAAAAUGAAGUCGGGACUGCCCAAACCCGUGCACAGCGCCGCGCCCAUCCUGCACGUGCCCCCGGCCCGGGCCGGUCCCCAGCCCUGCUACCUCAAGUUGGGAAGCAAGGUGGAGGUGAGCAAGACCGCCUACUCCAGCCAGAUCCCGCUGAAAUCGCAGGGACUGCAGGAGCCGGCCGGGGAGGGGCUCCCGCUGCGGACCAGCGGCUCGGUGGAGAACGGGUUCGAUACCCAGAUCUACACGGACUGGGCCAAUCAUUAUCUAGCCAAAUCGGGCCACAAACGUCUCAUCAAGGAUCUCCAGCAAGAUGUGACGGACGGUGUCCUCCUGGCCCAGAUUAUCCAGGUCGUGGCAAAUGAAAAGAUUGAAGACAUCAAUGGCUGUCCAAAGAACAGAUCACAAAUGAUUGAAAACAUAGACGCCUGCUUGAAUUUCCUGGCAGCUAAGGGGAUAAACAUCCAGGGGCUGUCUGCCGAAGAAAUCAGGAAUGGAAACCUCAAGGCCAUUCUAGGCCUCUUCUUCAGCCUCUCCCGGUACAAACAGCAGCAGCAACAGCCCCCAAAGCAGCAUCUCUCCUCACCGCUGCAGCCUGCUGUGUCCCAGGCGGCCGGGGCCCCCUCCCAGUGCCAGCCUGGCACUCUUCAGCAACAGGUGCCAGCCACUCCCCAAGCACCGUGCCAGCCUCACCAGCCAGCGCCUCAUCAGCAGUCAAAAGCACAAGUUGAAAUGCAGUCCAGUGCAUCAUUCAAGGAUUCAUCUCAAAGCAAAAUCAUCCGCUUCACUCUGGGUCAGAAAAAGAUCUCUAGACUUCCAGGUCCUACCGCAAGGGUAUCCGCUGCAGGCAGCGAAGCCAAAACCCGCGGAGGGUCAGCCACUGCUAACAACCGACGCAGUCAGAGCUUUAACAACUACGACAAGUCCAAACCAGUUACCUCCCCACCCCCGACCCUGCCACCAAGCAGUCAUGAGAAAGAGUUACUGGCCAGCCCAGCCUCCUCCCUCCCCGGAAUGAGCGAGAAUGUAUCAGCUCCCCUGGAGAGCUGCAGCACCUCCCCGUCUGCUAAUUGCAGUGCCUCCUCGUCCAUCCCCCAGCCCGGUGCCGCCUCCAAGCCCUGGCGCAGCAAGUCCAUCAGCGUGAAGCACAGCGCCACCUCGUCCAUGCUCUCAGUCAAGCAGCCCAUGCCCGAGGCCCCCAGGCCCACCCCUGAAGCCAUGAAGCCAGCCCCCAACAAUCAGAAGUCCAUGUUGGAAAAGCUAAAACUUUUCAACAGUAAAGGGGGCUCCAAGGUGGGUGAGGGGCCCGGGUCACGGGACACAAGCUGUGAGCGGCUGGAGAUCCUGCCCAGCUUUGAAGAGAGUGAAGAAAUAGAGGCCAACAGCCGCUCGCUCUCCACUCCAGGCCCCGUGUCCAACAGCCCCAAGAUUGCGCUCAAGGGCAUUGCCCAGAGAACUUUCAGCCGGGCGCUGACCAACAAGAAGAGCUCUCCAAAAGGCAGUGAGAAAGAAAAGGAGAAACAGCAGCGGGAGAAGGAAAAGGAGAAAAGCAAGGAUGUGGCCAAGAGAGCCUCUGUGGCAGAGAGGCCGGACCUCAAAGAGGGGCCGAAGGAAGACCCCAGCGGGGCAGUGGUGGCAGACAUGCCAAAAAAGUCCUCCAAGAUCGCCAGCUUCAUCCCCAAAGGGGGGAAGCUCAACAGUGCCAAGAAGGAGGCCCCAGCCCCUUCCCACAGUGGAAUACCAAAACCAGGAAUGAAGAGUGUGCCCACGAAAUCCCCAAGUGCCCCCAUCCCCUCCAAGGAGGGCGAGCGGAGCCGGGGUGGGAAGCCGAGCUCAGGGCUCCCCCAGCAGAAGCCCCAACUGGAUGGCAGACAUUCCAGUUCCUCCUCCAGUCUGGCAUCCUCGGAGGGGAAAGGCCCAGGAGGGACCACCCUCAACCACAGCAUCAGCAGCCAGACUGUCAGUGGGUUUGUGGGGACCACCCAGACCACAGGAAGCAAUACUGUCAGUGUCCAGCUACCUCAGCCCCAGCAGCAAUACAGCCACCCCAACACUGCUACGGUCGCGCCUUUCCUGUACAGGUCCCAGACAGACACCGAAGGGAAUGUCACUGCUGAAUCCAGCUCUGCAGGCGUGAGCAUGGAGCCCGGCCACUACACCAAGAGUGGACAGCCUGCUCUGGAAGAACUCACCGGGGAAGACCCCGAGGCUCGGCGACUUCGGACAGUGAAGAACAUCGCUGAUCUGCGUCAGAAUUUGGAGGAGACCAUGUGCAGUUUGCGGGGAACUCAGGUCACACACAGCACAUUGGAAACAACAUUUGACACCAACGUCACCACGGAGAUCAGCGGGCGCAGCAUCCUCAGCCUGACCGGAAGGCCCACUCCUCUGUCCUGGAGACUCGGCCAGUCCAGCCCUCGGCUCCAGGCAGGAGAUGCCCCCUCUCUGGGCAAUGGGUACCCACCGCGUGCCAAUGCCAGCCGGUUCAUCAACACUGAGUCGGGCCGCUACGUGUAUUCAGCCCCACUGAGGAGGCAGCUGGCCUCCAGGGGCAACAGCGUCUGCCAUGUGGACGUCUCAGACAAGACAGGGGAUGAGCUGGACCUGGAAGGCAUCAGCAUGGACGCCCCCGGGUACAUGAGCGAUGGGGACGUGCUGAGCAAGAACAUCCGGACGGAUGACAUCACGAGCGGGUACAUGACUGAUGGUGGACUUGGCCUCUACACCCGUCGCCUGAACCGACUCCCCGAUGGGAUGGCUGUGGUGCGGGAGACGCUGCAAAGAAAUACCUCUCUGGGCCUUGGAGAUGCUGACAGCUGGGAUGACAGCAGCUCCGUGAGCAGCGGGAUCAGCGACACCAUCGACAACCUCAGCACUGAUGACAUCAACACCAGCUCCUCCAUCAGUUCCUAUGCCAACACGCCUGCCUCCUCCCGAAAAAACCUGGAUGUGCAGACGGACGCCGAGAAGCACUCGCAGGUGGAGAGAAGCUCCCUGUGGUCUGGUGAUGAUGUCAAGAAGUCAGACGGAGGCUCAGACAGCGGCAUAAAGAUGGAGCCAGGGUCUAAGUGGAGGCGGAAUCCCUCUGACGUGUCUGACGAGUCUGACAAGAGCACUUCAGGCAAGAAGAACUCUGUCAUCUCGCAGACAGGCUCCUGGCGAAGAGGCAUGACAGCGCAGGUGGGCAUCACUGUGCCAAGGACGAAGCCAGCCACCCCCGCAGGCACGUUGAAGACCCCCGGAACCGGAAAAACAGAUGAUGCAAAGGUAUCUGAGAAGGGAAGGCUGUCUCCCAAAGCCUCUCAGGUGAAGCGCUCUCCAUCCGAUGCUGGCCGCAGCAGUGGUGAUGAAUCCAAAAAAGCCCUUCCCAGCAGCUCCAGGGCGCCUACCGCUAAUGCCAACAGCUUUGGGUUCAAGAAGCAGAGCGGCUCGGCCGCUGGUCUGGCCAUGAUCACAGUCAGCGGGGCCACUGUCACCAGCAGAUCAGCCACUCUAGGCAAAAUCCCAAAGUCGUCUGCACUUGUCAGUCGGUCUGCUGGUCGGAAGACGAGCAUGGAUGGGGUUCAGAAUCAGGAUGAUGGCUACCUGUCUCUCAGCUCCCGGACAAACUUACAGUACCGGAGUUUGCCAAGGCCCAGUAAGUCCACCAGCCGGAAUGGAGCUGGGAACAGGUCUAGUACCAGCAGCAUAGAUUCCAACAUCAGCAGUAAGUCAGCAGGCCUGCCGGUGCCCAAGCUGAGGGAGCCUUCCAAAGCGGCCCUCGGUAGCUCUCUCCCAGGUCUGGUCAACCAGACAGAUAAGGAGAAAGGCAUCUCGUCGGACAAUGAAAGCGUGGCUUCUUGUAACUCAGUGAAAGUGAAUCCUGCAGCCCAGCCUGUGUCCAGUACUGCUCAGACCACUCUCCAGCCAGGGGCUAAGUACCCUGACGUGGCCUCUCCCACGCUGCGCAGACUCUUUGGUGGGAAACCUAGCAAGCAAAUGCCCAUCGCCACAGCUGAAAACAUGAAAAACUCAGUGGUCAUCUCCAAUCCUCAUGCCACCUUGACCCAGCAAGGUAACUUAGAGUCUCCCUCGGGCAGCGGCGUUCUGAGCAGCGGGAGCAGCAGCCCUCUCUACAGUAAGAAUGUGGAUAUCAACCAGUCUCCUCUAGCCUCCAGCCCCAGCUCAGCCCACUCAGGUCCCUCCAACAGCCUCACCUGGGGCACCAACGCCAGCAGUUCCUCAGCAGUUAGCAAGGACGGCCCUGGCUUCCAGUCCGUCAGCAGCCUCCACACCAGCUGUGAGUCCAUUGACAUCUCCCUGAGCAGUGGAGGGGCACUGAGUCACAAUUCCUCCACGGGCCUCCUUGCCUCCUCUAAGGACGACUCCCUGACGCCCUUUGUCAGAACCAACAGCGUGAAGACCACACUGUCGGAAAGCCCUCUCUCUUCCCCUGCCGCUAGCCCUAAGUUCUGCAGAAGUACUCUGCCCAGGACACAGGACAGUGACCCGCACCUUGAUAGGAACACUUUGCCUAAGAAAGGACUCAGGUAUACUCCCACCUCCCAGCUUCGCCCACAAGAAGAUGCAAAGGAAUGGUUACGGUCUCACUCUGCGGGCGGCCUGCAGGACACCGCCGCCAAUUCUCCUUUCUCCUCUGGUUCCAGUGUAACUUCUCCCUCAGGAACAAGAUUCAACUUCUCCCAGCUUGCGAGCCCCACCACUGUCACCCAAAUGAGCUUGUCCAACCCGACCAUGCUGAGGACGCACAGCCUCUCCAACGCCGAUGGGCAGUAUGACCCAUACACCGACAGCCGCUUCCGGAACAGUUCCAUGUCCCUGGAUGAGAAGAGCAGGACCAUGAGCCGUUCGGGCUCAUUCCGGGAUGGGUUUGAAGAAGUUCAUGGAUCCUCACUCUCCUUGGUUUCCAGCACGUCAUCAAUUUACUCUACACCGGAAGAAAAAUGCCAAUCAGAGAUUCGCAAACUGCGGCGAGAGCUGGAUGCCUCCCAGGAAAAGGUUUCAGCUUUGACCACCCAGCUGACAGCAAAUGCUCAUCUGGUGGCAGCCUUCGAACAGAGUCUUGGAAACAUGACAAUCAGGCUCCAGAGUUUGACCAUGACAGCUGAGCAGAAGGAUUCAGAACUGAAUGAAUUAAGAAAAACCAUUGAGCUACUAAAGAAACAAAACGCAGCAGCCCAGGCUGCUAUUAAUGGAGUAAUUAACACACCGGAGCUCAACUGCAAAGGAAACGGCAGCGCCCAGUCUGCAGACCUGCGCAUCCGCAGACAACACUCCUCCGACAGCGUGUCCAGCAUCAACAGCGCCACCAGCCACUCCAGUGUGGGCAGCAACAUCGAGAGCGAUUCAAAGAAAAAGAAGAGGAAGAAUUGGUUACGCAGCUCCUUCAAGCAAGCUUUUGGUAAGAAGAAGUCCCCCAAGUCAGCGUCUUCGCACUCAGACAUUGAGGAGAUGACGGAUUCUUCUUUGCCUUCCUCACCAAAGUUACCACACAACGGCUCUGCGGGUUCCACGCCACUGCUGAGGAAUUCGCACUCCAACUCUCUAAUCUCAGAAUGCAUGGAUAGCGAAGCUGAGACAGUCAUGCAGCUGCGAAAUGAGCUGAGAGACAAGGAGAUGAAGCUGACCGACAUCCGCCUAGAAGCCCUAAGCUCUGCACACCAGCUUGACCAGCUCCGGGAAGCCAUGAACAGGAUGCAGAGUGAAAUAGAGAAGCUGAAGGCUGAGAAUGAUCGUCUGAAGUCGGAGUCUCAAGGCAGCGGCUGCAGCCGGGCCCCCUCCCAGGUGUCUCUCUCUGCCUCCCCAAGGCAGUCCCUCGGCCUCUCCCAGCACAGCCUGAACCUCACGGAGUCAACCAGCCUGGACAUGUUGCUGGAUGACACUGGUGAAUGCUCGGCUCGGAAGGAAGGAGGCAGGCAUGUUAAGAUAGUUGUCAGCUUUCAGGAGGAAAUGAAGUGGAAGGAGGAUUCCAGACCACACCUCUUUCUUAUUGGCUGCAUUGGAGUUAGUGGCAAGACGAAGUGGGAUGUGCUCGAUGGGGUGGUUAGACGGCUGUUCAAAGAAUACAUCAUUCAUGUCGACCCGGUGAGUCAGCUAGGGUUGAAUUCAGAUAGUGUUCUCGGCUACAGCAUUGGGGAGAUCAAGCGCAGCAACGCUUCCGAGACACCCGAGCUUCUUCCCUGUGGCUAUCUGGUCGGGGAGAACACCACCAUCUCUGUGACUGUCAAAGGCCUCGCAGAGAACAGCCUGGAUUCCCUGGUGUUCGAGUCCCUGAUCCCCAAGCCCAUCCUGCAGCGCUACGUCUCCCUGCUGGUGGAACACAGGCGGAUCAUCCUGUCUGGCCCCAGUGGCACUGGGAAGACCUACCUGGCCAACCGGCUCUCAGAGUACCUGGUGCUUCGGGAGGGACGGGAGCUGACAGACGGGGUCAUCGCCACCUUCAACGUGGAUCACAAGUCCAGCAAGGAGCUGCGCCAGUACCUGUCCAACCUUGCCGACCAGUGCGCCAGCGAGAACAACGCGGCGGACCUGCCUGUCGUCAUCAUCCUAGACAACCUGCAUCAUGUCAGCUCCCUGGGCGAGAUCUUCAAUGGGCUGCUCAACUGCAAGGACCACAAAUGCCCUUACAUAAUUGGCACCAUGAACCAGGCUACCUCUUCCACUCCUAACCUGCAGCUCCAUCACAACUUCAGGUGGGUGCUCUGUGCCAACCACACAGAACCUGUGAAGGGUUUCCUCAGCCGCUUCCUGAGGCGGAAGCUCAUGGAAACAGAGAUCAGUGGGCGGGUACGGAAUGUGGAGCUGGUAAAAAUCAUCGACUGGAUUCCCAAGGUCUGGCAUCACCUAAACCGCUUCCUGGAGGCUCACAGCUCCUCAGAUGUCACCAUAGGCCCCCGGCUCUUCCUGUCGUGUCCCAUCGAUGUGGAUGGCUCCCGGGUGUGGUUCACUGACUUAUGGAACUACUCAAUUAUCCCCUAUCUCCUGGAAGCCGUCAGAGAAGGACUCCAGCUCUACGGAAGGCGGGCCCCCUGGGAGGACCCUGCCAAGUGGGUGAUGGACACCUACCCAUGGGCAGCCAGCCCCCAGCAGCACGAGUGGCCACCCCUGCUGCAGCUCCGGCCUGAAGACGUGGGCUUUGAUGGUUACUCCUUGCCUCGGGAGGGCUCAACCAGCAAGCAGGUGCCCCCGAGCAGUGCUGAUGGAGACCCGCUGAUGAACAUGCUGAUGAGGCUGCAGGAGGCCGCCAACUACUCCAGCCCCCAGAGCUACGACAGCGACUCCAACAGCAAUAGCCAUCACGAUGACAUCCUGGAUUCGUCCCUGGAGUCCACGCUGUGAUGGGCCCAACCACAGAGCCCGCCCCUCCUCUAACUCUCACCCCACUCACCUCCCUUCCCAUCCUGGAGAUGACCUCCUGAGCCAGCCCCUGGCUGCAGGGACACCAAGACCCCUCGUCCUCCAGCCUUGACCUGGGGACAGGCAUCCCAGGCCAGUUGCCUUGGGACCUCUUCUUUCUACAGUGAAACUGCACUACCUUCUGUUUGAUGGGAAUUAUUGUUUUGCCUUGUUGCUGUGACCUCCCUAAGACGCUAGAGAUACUUCUUGGGAAAGGAUUGUCACCAUUGAAGUAAAAAGGGUUAAAAGCAAGAAAACUCACUUGAAGCCCUGAAACCAAACAGCAUCUGCCACAAGCUUCUCCGAGACAAGAGACCAGGGCAAACUGAGAAGUAUCGACAGCAUGACUUGUCCUCCACAUGACCCUCCAGCUUGGUCUGCCCACGGCCCGCCACCCACCGUCCACCCCGCGGCCCCAGAGCCCUGGGCUGGCUCCGACAGGCCCACCGCAGAGCUGUGCCACAGGAGUCCUGGACAAACCACCCAUGCUUUCUGUUUUUUCUGUUUUCUGACUGGUGCUCUCCUUACCCAUGAGGUAUUUCGUUCCAGUUCAACAGUACCUUUCCGACCCUCCAGUGAAGCCAGAGCGGGAGUAAAGGAGCGAGAAGGUGCGUGAGCAUGUCACACAGAACGGCACGUGUUUCCUUCCCGCUUAGAAAUGAAUCAGGUUUCUUUUCUGCAAACACUGUGUAUAGUAAGCAUUGCUCUACUUUGGAGAACUGAGAGCCCUUUUGAAAAUGAGGUUGAGUUUCCCCUUUUCUGACUUUUUCAUUUUUGAAGAUUUUUUUUCCCCUUUCCCUUCUUGGUCAGAAUCAAUCCUUUGGUGAAAGUAAGAACCACAGGAGUUGUUCAGUUUGGUCCUGCUGAGUUUUGGUUUUCAGUUGUCCAGCCUCACGGUUCUACACACUCGCCUCACGCUGCAGGGACUCGGGGCAGCUGUGUCUUCGGGAGUGACCAGGGCCCCAUCCUCCACAGAUGGACCAGCUGGGAUCUCGCCUGCCCUUCUCCUCCACGAGGCUUUUGCUCUGGUGCGCCAGCCCCAACCUCAGGUGGGGUGUUGAGGUCACCUCACAAAAGACUGCACUUUCCUCAGAACCAACAGGAAGCAACUCAACAGGGGUGGGCUGGCCCCUGCCCCUGGCAGCCCCGGCCUCCAUCCUGGCGAGCCCGGCCUGACCUCUUUGGUGCUGACCUUCCCAAAGUGAUGCCUUACUGGUUUUGUAUUAACUGUGUUCAUUUAUGCGCGUCGUGUCUGCCUGGGGUCCGUUUCGUAGUUGUUUUUGUUUUCCCCAUCAGAGCAAACAGGGCUAAAAAUGACCAUUACUCAUUAGGAGAACUCGAGUUGCUGGGACUUUUCUCAUCCAAGAGACUGUAUGUGUGUGGAUGCAUGACCAUUGGAAAAAGAAAAAGGGGGGAAAGUCUGUUUUGUUUUUUUUUCUCCCAGGGUCUUGAUUAGCUAACACCCUGGUGGGGCAGUGACCCACCUUGUGCAGGAAAAGAUGGGUACUCCUCCAGGUUGUCAUAACAGUGUCUGGCCCUGCCAGUGUGUGUGGACACACUGGUGCUUUCCUGAAAGAGUGGGGGAACCUUUGCAUUAUUUCUGUUUCAUAAAGAGAAUCUUUAUAGUACCCCCCCUCCCCCCGGGGUAGACUUGUUCACAAUCAGGGUUUUUAGUCCAUCUUUUCCAUUGAUUUUAAUGAAGGUCAAUCUCUGGAUGCUUUUUCUUCAUUUCUUUCUGCAAAAGCUUGAAAAAAAAAAGCUUGUCCAGCUUUCCCAGGACAUUGAUACCAUUUUCUUCCUCCUUGAAAGGAAAAGAAGAAAGCAUCCUACUAACUGGCGAAUGGCCUCAUCUUAGAGCUGUCCCGGCUUUCGGUCUCAGUAAACUCAGACUCUCUGCUAGGCCUUUGCAAGUCAUCUGAGUAUGUCUGUGUGUCUGGUUUAGUUUUAUUUUUGAUAAAGUUUUGGAAUCCUAUAUUUAGCCUGUGACCACAGGCCAAACCCUGAGCCUUCUGGUAAACCCAAAGGGUGUUCUCAGUUUAUCUCCCAAUGAUGACCUUACACUCUCAUACUGUGAAUUUGGGAGGAGGCAGAAUUGACUUCUCUUGGUGGGUGGAUUUCCCAGUCACCUUGCGAGUAGACACCUGCCAAGAUUGUUUGACAUUUUCUUUUAAAUGACACCCUCUCUUCUCUUUCACCUCUCCCCACUCAUAUGGACUUCCCACCACUGGGUCCAGGCUCGGAAGUAAAACCUCUGUCCCUGGUGCUGUCUGACUAGUAAACAGUGAUGGCAAGUAGCGGGGCCCUCGUAGGAGUCACAACUCAGUGUCCAUCCUAGCGUUUCGGGAAGCAGGGUUGUCAAAUAUGCACAUUUAUUAUUUUGGUCAUAUUCUACUUUUUGUGUCACUCACCUUUGACAAAGUGACUUUGUACUCAUUUAGGGCUCUGUCCAAAAUGCUUCCAUUUUGCCUUUUUCUACAGUUAGGCUGAUUUUGAAAUGUAUGAAAUUCUAUGCAACAGUUAUGUUGAGUUACCAAUGGAAGCCAAAAGAUUUCUUCCCAAACUGCCAAGAAUUUUACAGGCCAUAAAUGAGAUGGGAAUGCCUUUUAAUUUAAGGUGGUGGGUGGGGGAAGGGUGGGAAAGGAACUAGACUUGCCUAGACCUUUAUUGUAUCUUCGGGACAAUUUUUUUAUUUUAUCGUUGAUGCUUAAAUUUCAAAACUUUGUGUGUUCAGAUAUGGUCAUGGCGAAACUACUUCAAAAGGAAAAAGAAUCCAAAUUUUGUGGAUAUUAAAUGGAAGGUUUGCUGUUUUGAUCUAGUUGUUUCCAGUGGGGCAGUUUAUGAAAUAUGUUCUAUAAGAUGUACAUUUUUUCAUUGUAACAUAGAAAUUGUAAAUAAUUGAUUAAAGUGCUGCAUUUUGAUGAAUUUUUUCUAGCCAUUUUUAAAGAGAAAACUAGGAAUUGAGUAUUUUGUGUACGGUAUGUUCCCAUCUUCCCUCCCCUUCCACUCUUCUUCCUCCCUAUUUAAUUUUCAUUUGUCAUGAGGUUUGGAUUUGCCAAUGAUCUGCUGGAGAUCAUGCCCCACGUCAUAGAGAAUAAAACUGAUGAUUGUACCAGUCUUAAAUUAUUCAUGAUUCAAUAAAAUUGAUGCUUAUUUAUUCA
Messenger RNA from Condylura cristata (star-nosed mole), 10625 nucleotides. It is a transcript of the gene NAV2, whose product is annotated as neuron navigator 2. NCBI's taxonomy places the organism in Eukaryota, Metazoa, Chordata, Mammalia, Eulipotyphla, Talpidae. The coding region runs from base 55 to 7410 and encodes 2451 amino acids. The record is from RefSeq and is a predicted model, not a curated record. Gene Ontology annotation, molecular function: ATP binding; protein binding; ATP hydrolysis activity. The transcript has 39 exons. Gene Ontology annotation, biological process: neurogenesis; nervous system development.